CUAACCUUAAAAUGUUUGUUUAGCUUUUGUUUAAAGUUGUUAUAUUUAUUUUGGGAUUUAAAAUGAGUUUAAAAGACAAGGUGGAAAAGUACUUUCAUGAUCACAAUAAUCCAAUUGUUAAGACCGAGUCAUUUGGUACGAAAUUAUUUUUGUCUUCUUUGAGUGAAAAAGAAGAAGGGCUAAAAAAUCGGUGUCUUGUUGGAAUAGAGAGUGUUUUAAGGCAUACCCGUGUUGAAAGAAGAGUUGCUAGGAGCGUUGCUGAGUGGCUUCCAGACCGAAAUAUGGCCCUAUUGACUAAACCGACCGGUUCGUCGAUUGGGGGCUUUGGUGUCCAAAAUAAAGAAGGAAAAUUUUUAAGUCCAGAAGAGUCAUUAUAUCUUUUAGAAGCAAAUAAAUUAGAAUUAAUACAAGAUAAAGUGCCGCUAAGUAUUCAAGAAGCUUAUAAAAAGAUUCAAUUAAAUUAUGCUAAAUAUCAAGCAUUCAAAAAACUAGUUUUGCAAGGUUAUAAAGUCAAACUAUUAAAAAUAAAUCAAGAGGACACAACGAAACGGAAAAUAGAAAGUAAUGAUGAAGGUCCAGCAACAAAGGUUGCCAAAAUGAAUAACGAUCAAUUUGCCCCCAUUUUUGAGAAGUUGAGGGAAAUGGGGCCUCAACCCUUUAAAGGGCAAGGUCAUCACAAUUUACCUGAUUAUACAAUCAAAUCGCCAACAAGUUCAGACUGUUUUAAUUUAAUAUUUGAUUCCAGUAAUGAAUUUAAGAGUAUGGAUCCGAACGAAGCCAACUCAACGCUUUAUAGUUUUUGUUCCGAUGAUAACGUUUCGUUUUACAAUUUUUAUAAUACGCCGUUACCAAAUUUGUGAUUUUUAAUAAAUUCUUGACCGUGUGAAUCCCCUUAAUAUUAGGCGCAACGUCCUGUAUAGUGAUCGUCGUGACGUCAACAAAUUCUACGGAUGAGUGAAUAGUGAAUGUUUUGAGGUUAUAAUUUAGUUCAAUAACAUUUGCGAAGGUUUUCUUUGUAAGCACGUGAAUAUUUAAUUUCCCAACGUCAAAUUAAACACCUUGAACAUUCCAAAUUGCCCAUAGACAUGUCUUCCCCUAAAGUCGAAGUGGUCAAGGAUUUGAUUAAAAGUGACACCGUUGUCAUUUUUUCAAAGUCCUAUUGCCCCUAUUGCAAAUUAGCCAAGGAGGUGUUCAACAAUUUGAAAAAGACAUUCACGACGAUUGAACUGGAUAAGAGGGACGAUGGGGAGGAAAUUCAGGGGAUUUUGGGAGAAAUGACCGGAGCUAAAACUGUCCCCAGAGUGUUUGUUAAGGGACAGUGCUUGGGCGGUGGCUCUGACGUUAAAGCCUUGUAUGACAAGGGAGAAUUGCAGAAAUACUUUGAUUAAGUGAUAACAAACUAUGACAAGAUUUAGUGCCAUAGGACAUUAAAAGAAAUAAACGCCUACAACGUU
Molecule: messenger RNA, 1454 nt
Organism: Tribolium madens (black flour beetle)
Lineage: Eukaryota; Metazoa; Arthropoda; Insecta; Coleoptera; Tenebrionidae
Product: glutaredoxin-C4-like
Exons: 6
Coding region: 1086-1388 (100 amino acids)
Biological process (GO): tRNA-type intron splice site recognition and cleavage; cellular response to oxidative stress
Cellular component (GO): tRNA-intron endonuclease complex; cytoplasm
Molecular function (GO): glutathione disulfide oxidoreductase activity
Source: RefSeq, a predicted model, not a curated record